This is a messenger RNA of Pogona vitticeps (central bearded dragon), 5848 nucleotides long. Lineage: Eukaryota; Metazoa; Chordata; Lepidosauria; Squamata; Agamidae. The record is from RefSeq and is a predicted model, not a curated record.
AGUGGCUUCCUGCCCCCCCGUCCUCCUCCUUUCCCAGGCCAACCCCUCCUCGCGAGCCGCCCUUUGCAACAGGAAACCCCGCCAAACUCCGUCCCGGGGGCCUCCAUCCGAAGGUGGGAAGGCAAGGCUCCCUUUCGGGCCAGGUCUAUGUUCGUCCUGGGCCCUCGGGGCGUCUGAUUCAACUGCAAUCCUAACCCCCACUCUGGGGGAAGGAUGGAGGUGGAGGAGGGAUACAAUGGGAACCCAGGACUGGCCACCCGGACUGGGUCUGCCAUGGCCAUCAUUGGGGCUGAAGAUGAAGACUUUGAGAAUGACAUUGAGCCGAACCCAGAUGCUCAAAGCGGCUUGUUUCAGAACCUGAAGGUCCUGAAGCUUCAUCCUGCCUAUUUGAUGGUGUUUGUACAGCAUGUAGUGUUGCAGUUCGAAUCCAGCCCUGUGCUGCUGCGGGUCCCCAUUCCAACCAGCGUCCAAUUUGAACUGGACCGAAACCGGCCAGAACUUCUUUCAGAUGAUCAGCAACGGAAAUACUUGCAGGAAAUCCAGGCUUUCCAAGAACCUGAGAUUGCUCGGCAGCUGGAGGAUUUCAGGGAAAAAAGGAAGAUGGGAAUGACGCCGGGCGAGGCAGAGCUUAUAGAGCUGGAAGGCUAUCGGACGAAGGACAGGGGCAUCCGUGAAGCCAAGGAGAAGCAGCUGGCUGAGCUGCUGCUUGUCAAGCUGGAGGAGAUGCACCUCACCAUUUCUGCCGACGAGGAGAAAAGCUCUGCCAUCUUCACUGCUAUCGUGACGUAUAUGAAGCAGCUGGGGGUUAAGACGAAAGCAGCUGAUAACAAGAAGUCCAAAGCUAACUUCUUCCGCAAGAAGAUUUCUGGGACGAAGAAGCCCGAGGAAGCUCCCAAACAAAAAAAGAGCUUUAGUAUUUUGGACCCAGCACGCUGGAACCGGGGCGACUCUCAUUAUACUGAUUACAGACAGUCCAAACCCGAGGGUGAAGCAGGUGAAAAAGCACCAGCCUUGGACAGGAAAGGAGCAAAGCAAGCCGAGGGAGGCCUGGCUCGUGGGAAGGGAAGCCCUCUGGGUCCCGAUGUCCCUGCAGUGUCUGUCAGUGUUCACCCCCCACCCGGGGAAGCCAACGACGGAGAGCAGGGCUCAGAGGCUCAAGGUCCAGUGGAUUCGGUGGAUGUCCCUGUCGUGGAGCAACCACUGGCUGGGGACCAGCCCACAGCAGAUGAUGGAGCAGAAAACGAAAGAAGGCGAAAAAGGCUGACUGGGAAGUUGGGCCGCUCCGAGAGCCUGCGCGUUUACGAGCGGAAGCGGUCUCAACGUGGCUCAGCCAAGGGCAAGCAGCCGCGCUCACGGAGCGAUGUGGACCUCGAGGCUGCUGCCCGUGCCAGUGAACUGGAGGAGAAGCCGUCCCUAGGGCAGGCCCGACAAAAGCCGGGGAGCUGCAAUUUGGAGCCCGGAGGGGCCGGGGGAGGGGACCCCCCGCCGUCCUUUCUGCAUCCCCAGUCUGAGGAGAAUGAGCCGCGCGUUUCGGAACUGGAGCUGGAACCGCCGAACUGGCGGGAACUCAUCCCCCCCGACACACUCCUCAGGCUGAAGAAAAGUGAAGUGAAGCGGCAGGAAGUGAUCAAUGAGCUGUUCAUCACCGAACAUGCCCACGUCCGGAUGCUCCGGGUGCUUCAGGAGGUCUUCUACCAGCCCCUGCUGACCGAGGGGUUCUUUUCGGAACGAGACUUGGAGAACAUCUUCCCCAGCUUGGAGGACCUGAUUGACGAACACAAAGCGUUUCUGGAGAGCUUGAAGAAACUAAGGGAGGAAAACAAUUCGCUUGUUUCUGAAAUCGGAAGCACUCUGCUGGCUCGGUUUGACGGAGGCGAUGGAAGCUGGUUCCAGAAGAUUUCAGCUCGCUUCUGCAGCCGCCAGUCUUUUGCGUUGGAGCAGCUGAAGUCCAAGCAGAAAAAAGAACCUCGUUUCAACCAGUUCAUACAGGAGGCAGAAAGUCAGCCUCGGUGCCGACGGCUGCAACUGAAGGACAUCAUUCCCAUUGAAAUGCAGAGGCUCACCAAGUACCCCCUACUUCUGCACAACAUUGCCAAAUGUACAGAGGAGACAGAAGAACGCAAGAAGGUAGAGACGGCCGCCGAAUGCUGUCGGAACAUCCUCAACCAUGUCAACAAGGAGGUCCGCAACAUGGAGAACUUCCUGAAACUCAAAGAUUAUCAGCGACGCUUGGACCUCUCUAACCUGAAGCAAAGUACAGACCCGCUGCUGAGCGAAUUCAGGAACACAGACAUCACCCGGAAGAAUCUCGUGUGCGAGGGACCCUUGACGUGGCGCGUUUCCAAAGAUAAAUCAGUCGACGUUCAUGUCCUUCUCCUGGAUGACAUCUUAGUCCUUCUCCAGAAGCAAGAGGAGCGCUUUAUCCUGAAAUGCCACAGUCGCACCAUCAUCCCAACCCCUGACGGGAAGCAAAUGCUGAGCCCCAUCAUCAAGCUCAAUUCGGCCAUGAUCCGCGAAGUGGCCACAGACAUCAAGGCCUUCUAUGUCAUCAUCAGCUGGGAAAACGGUGCUCAGAUCUAUGAACUGGUGGCGCAGACUGUCUCAGAAAGGAAGAACUGGUGCAGUAUGAUCAGCGAGACGGCUGGCUCUCUGAAACUGCCUCGCUCUACCCACCAGAAGCCACGGCUUUCGGUCACCAACCGGACUUCGCCGAGCAAUCCCGGCUACUAUGGAGAAAGCCUUCUGGGUGGGGUGGAGAACGGCGGUUCCCUCAAGGAAGUUCUACAGUCAGAUGAACGAGAAAAGGAUGAGAUGCUGGAAGGGGCAGAGUUUGAAGAACGCAGCCCUGUGGGUGAACCAAAGCUGGGCAAGGCCAUGGAAGAGUUUUUGGCUGAUAUGUUGACACUCUACAAACCUCGGCCCGUCGGCCCAGGGACGCUGGCCUCGGCGGCACAGGAGAGAGUAUCCGCCGUGAAGAGGUUACUUCAGUUAUCAGAGGAAGGGGAGAUGAUCUUUCCAGCGGAGCCCAUGGAUGGCCCGCCCGAGAAUGGGAACCCCCCUGAAGGGGAAGAAGAAGGGAACUGGGAAGCUGGUCAUGCCCUGGAGAUCGGAAGCAAGAGCAGCAAACGACAAGGAGACACCCCAAAUGGCCCUCAAGAACCAGAGUGGGGCUCAGAGCACCUGGAUAGGGAGGUGUCUUCUUCUCCAGUGAUUCUGACCCACCAGCAGUCCGAUGGGGUGAAGCAUCACUUGCGGCUUCUAGAAGAUGCCAUUCAGGGCCUGAAGGAGAUAGAAACAGAUUAUUGGCGCCUGCAGCAGCUGAUGGGGAAACUGACGUCGGCUCAACAGCCCAGUUUCACAUGAGGCUCGGCCAGUCAGGCCUGUCCUAGCCCAGAAGGAAGAGGUCUCUGGGCCACCCGUUCUCCUGCCAGAGGGCGUUUCGGCAAUCAAGUGGGACCUUCGCUGCUGCUGCUUCUUUCUUUCUUUCUUUCUUUCGUCUUCCUUUUUUGUAUAGAGGAUUUGUAGUGUCAGGAGAGACCCUCUUGAGAUUUUCAAAAUAUAUUUAUAUACUGCCUAGACCACACUAUUGGGAGGGGGGGCAUAUAUAACAGCUGAGGAAUUGCAUUUAGGUAGCAUGUCCUAGCCUUCCUGAGAAGCAGAAGACAGCUGUUCCAUCGGGGCGAAAAGGUGCUCUAGGAUAAAUCAGCUUUUCCUUCCGCUGCUAGCUUUGCAAAGGUUGGUCCCAGUGAGAGUUGUUGGGUGUUUUAUUUGUUUUUUUUUUUAAUUUAUUUACAAAAUUAGGUUCUGGUGGCCAAAAAAAAAGGAGGGCGGGGCAGUCGGCUUUUGACUUUGACAGCCGCAGCUCCUGAAAACAGUAAGGAGGACCUGGCAAGGUUUUAGAGCAAUAAUCACCGAAAGGGACCUUCCAUCACCUAAAAAUGGCGGGCCGGAGACCUCAGGGAAGAAGGUUCCUAGGGGUUAAGGUGAAGGUGGUAGGAGACUCUACCUUCAUCUUCUCCCCCUAGCUUGUUAUUCUUCACUUCCUGGUGAAAUAAGGUGCUUUAGAGGUCUUCCUCCUCAUCGAUUGUUGUGCCUUCUAUGAAUCUAAUCCUUCCAAAGGAAAAAAAAAACAGAAAAGAAAUCAUUGGUGCCCACAGCAGUUAUAGCUGAAAGAAGAAAGUUUCUGAGUUCGAAAAUGUGCUUUUCUAUUCUCACUGUAAUUAUUUUUCUCUCCACCCCGCUUUCCCCCACAAAAACACCCCACCUUUUAAACUCCACCCCCCUCGGUUGUAUUAUAUGAAUUCUUUCCUGUUCUCUUCCGUUCUCCACUUCUCCAAAGUGUUACUUCAGCCUUCCCUUUCAAUCUGCCUCAGAGAGCCUCGGCGUGCCAUACCUUUCCUUAAGCCCGUUGUAGCACUAAAGCCAGCACACCACACAACACGCGCAUACAAACCCACAAACACACACACACACCCCUUUCAAGGGAAUCCACUGGUGGUGAGCUCCCUGUGCAAAUUGAACAUACAGCUCCUCUCCACUGCUCUUGUGCCAGACUUCACAGAACACUGGUCUCAACGAUAGGACAGUGACCCAGAACAUAGCCCUGUUUCACGACCCAACGUAACCUUGGUCGCACCGGUGGUAUUACAGCCAUCUUUUGAGAGGUGGAAGAAGACCAGACAUGGGGAGGAGGGUCAUGCACGGGCUCACUCUCAUAAUGCUGGGAUUUUGCCCAGAACUGCCUCAGAUGUAGGGUGUGAAAACAACAGAGAAACUGUGCGGUUGCAUUGAUAAAGGCUUACUUAUGCCAGAUGGGUAAGGUUCUCAACUUCUUCCUGACUAUUGGGGGCGAGGCGGAUGUGCUGUUCCAGCAAAUGGACAGCAGGUGGAGCCAUAUCAACAAGUAAUCAGCCCUUGUGGCUUUUACAAUUGGUCCUGUUGGCGUUUGCAGUAUUUCGGAGGAAAGGGUGCCCGUUCCUCUUCCUACCUCCGUCCUUGUAUGUGGCAGUGAGUUGUCAUCAGACCUGGUUGAUUCGAUGGAAGCACCGAGCUUUUCUGUUGGACAUCAAGAUCUGUACGGUGCGCUGAGCACCCCACCUCUCCGUUUUCUGAUUUUGGCAUGUCUCCCGUUGCCUUCUCUUUCACCGUGUCUCUUCAUUCCCCCCCCCCCGGCAACAUGCACCUCUCUGGUAACUUUAAAAAACCAAACACACGUCUUCUGAGAGAAGGGACAAGGUUGAGUCGCCGGGAGAAUUAGGGAAGGAAAGACGGAUGGAGCAUAAGAGUGGAAACCUCUGGCCUUCCGGAUGUGGGUAAACAACAAUUCCUAUCACCCCAUGGGACUGAUAGGAGUUGGGGGUCCAGCAGCAACUGUAGGAAGGACCAUGGAGUCUCCCUCCCUGCCCUGGUUUGGGGGGGAUGGAAUGGGGAUGUGGAGAAAGUCCGACGUUCAGCUGGGAAAGAGAAUGGGGUAGGAGGGGUGCCUCCAGAAGGGGAAACAAAGGCCAGGUAGACCGCAAAGGUGUCUGUAAGCAGGCAAAGCUGGGGUCUUGUCUGCGUCCUCAGAGACCAGAAUGCUCUUCUGUUGCACAUGUUCUACUUUUUCUAAGUGCCUUUAUUAUAUUGUGUUGAUAAUGUGCUUGUAUUUGUAAGAAAACUCAUAUUUUGCUGGGAUAUUUUAUAUAUAUGUGUGUGUGUAUGCGUUAUACGCGAAUAUAAGGGAGCGGAAUUGACUCCCAUCAGCUGGGACGACAGAUCCAAAGCUUUUUAUCCAGGCGGUAUUAUUAUUGUUAUUAUUUUGUCUAUUGCUGUACAAAGAACAUAAACCUGUAUCUUCAGAUAUAUUAGA